AUGCCGGCAACACAGCAAAAGGCCCCUAAAGAGAAGGUUAGAAAACUGGGCAAAUGUCCCCUCUGUGGUAAAUAUAUCAAGCGAGGUUUUACCGUCCACAUGAAGGGCCAUCAGGACUACAACAACUGGGACUACAACUGCAAGUUCAAAGUGCUUGGCCAGUGCAAAACCUACAAGAAUACCCUCAGCAGCCCCGCCCAUUGCUUGUUCCACAUGUUUACCCAACACUUCAAGUUUGACGACUACAAAGUGCCGAGAUCGCCCAACAUUGACGACUUACUAAAGCAUACUGGCGAAUGUGGGUGUGGCUACAACGACGUGGCAAAGGACUGGCUCUACGAGCACGUGUUGACGGACGAGUGCCCCUUGACCCAGCCGGGGGCAAAGGCACCGCCGCCGACUCAGUUUAAGUGUUCUGUGUGUGACCGAACCUUCUAUCGGAGCAAAGACUGGUAUAAGCACUUUGCCGCCCAUCGCGGCAGCUGGGACUUGAACUGUAAGUUCCGACACCUUGGCAAGUGUGGUCUCUACCACGGCCCUUCCAAAAUCGCCCACGUUUGCAUCGAACACAUGCUCAAUGCUCAUUUCGUGUUUGACACGAUCGAGAAGCCGUCUCAACAAUUGUUUUCCCUGUUAUUGGGGGAAACUGGCAGGUGUAAAUGUGGCUACCACGGUGUGGCCAAGACGUGGGUGGAUGAACACGUAUUGGGAGACGAGUGUCCUUUGAUUAGGGAACUGCUAGCGUCUGAAGCUGGACAGGAAGAUGCAGCUGAUAAUGUAGGUGAAGCCGAAAGAGAAGCUGAAGCUGAAAACGAAGAUCAAGCUGAAAACGAAGAUCAAGCUGAAAACGAAGAUGACGCUGAAAUGGAAGAUGACGCUGAAAUGGAAGAUGACGCUGAAAGAGAACCUGAAAAUGAAAAGGAACCGGAAGCUGAACAGGAACCUGAAAAGGAACCUGAAAUCAAAAUGGAAGAUGAAGCUGAAAUGGAAGUUGAAGCUGAGGAAGAACCUGAGGCUGAGGAAGAACCUGAAGCUGGAGAAGAACCUGAAGCUGAAAGAGAACCUGAAAUUAAGGAAGAAGAUGAUGAUGAAAUGGAAUUUGAUGCUGAAAUGGAAUAUGAAGCUGAAGAAAGAGAUGAAGCUGAAACUGAAGAAAGAGAUGAAGCUGAAAAAGAACCUGAAGUUAAAAUAGAAGAUGAAGCUUAA
This is a messenger RNA of Diutina rugosa, 1206 nucleotides long. RefSeq lists its product as uncharacterized. Lineage: Eukaryota; Fungi; Ascomycota; Pichiomycetes; Serinales; Debaryomycetaceae. The transcript has a single exon. The record is from RefSeq and is a predicted model, not a curated record. Bases 1 to 1206 code for a protein of 401 amino acids.